Messenger RNA from Eremothecium cymbalariae DBVPG#7215, 456 nucleotides. It is a transcript of the gene NCB2, whose product is annotated as negative cofactor 2 transcription regulator complex subunit NCB2. The transcript has 2 exons. Gene Ontology annotation, biological process: negative regulation of transcription by RNA polymerase II; RNA polymerase II preinitiation complex assembly; chromatin remodeling. NCBI's taxonomy places the organism in Eukaryota, Fungi, Ascomycota, Saccharomycetes, Saccharomycetales, Saccharomycetaceae. Gene Ontology annotation, cellular component: negative cofactor 2 complex. The coding region runs from base 1 to 456 and encodes 151 amino acids. The record is from RefSeq and is a predicted model, not a curated record. Gene Ontology annotation, molecular function: protein heterodimerization activity; core promoter sequence-specific DNA binding; TBP-class protein binding.
AUGGGUGAAACAGAGGAUAUCACUUUACCUAAGGCUACGGUUCAGAAGAUUAUAUCUGAGGUUUUAGACUCGGAGUUGACGUUUAGUAAGGAGGCGAGGGAGAUAAUCAUUGAUGCGGGGAUUGAGUUUAUCAUGAUAUUGUCGGGGAUGGCGUCUGAGAUGGCGGAGAGUGAGGCGAAGAAGACUAUUGCACCGGACCAUGUUAUCAAGGCGUUACAGGAGCUUGAGUUUGAGGAGUUUAUACCAUAUUUGGAGCAGAUACUGGCGCAGCAUAAGGAGAAUCAGAAGAUUCGAGAGAGGCGGGAUGCCAAGUUUAAGAAGUCGGGGUUGUCUGAGGAGGAGUUGCUGCAGCAGCAGGAGGAGUUGUUUAGACAGUCUAGAUCUAGGUUUCAGCAGAAUAGUGUUUCGGGUACAUCAGGUGGUGAGGGGUCGGUGGGGAAGUCAGAGCAUAUUUAG